Messenger RNA from Opisthorchis viverrini, 441 nucleotides. RefSeq lists its product as hypothetical. The record is from RefSeq and is a predicted model, not a curated record. NCBI's taxonomy places the organism in Eukaryota, Metazoa, Platyhelminthes, Trematoda, Opisthorchiida, Opisthorchiidae. The transcript has a single exon. Bases 1 to 441 code for a protein of 146 amino acids.
AUGAAUGCAAUGAGGGAGGUGGAAGUCGCGUGCCUAUUCAGCUUUGUCCACCCUAAGGAUCCUUUUUUCAGUGAAAUGGCCUUUGGGGUAGCUGAGUCAUGGAUUACCAAUAUUCGCCGACGUGUUAGCAGGCGCAUAGAAAUUUUCAAGACUCAGUUCAACUUGCAGCCGGUUCCUGUCCCAAAUAUGCAACCUGCUAAAUUCAUCCCUUCGGUUAUCUCAAUCUAUCCACCUAAUACACACGAGAUGCAAGAAAUGGUGUUCAUUUUGAUGAAUAGUAAACCACCAAACGAGAAGGAAUUAUCGGCGGAGCUUUUCAGGACCUUAAGGAGGCUGCUGUUCUAUCCAAUCAUCGACCUUUUAGCCAAAAUAUGGUCAUUGGAAUCCAUCUCGAUUUCUCGGUGGAAGUCAAUCAUUUUCCGAUCUUCGAAAGAGAACUGA